Molecule: messenger RNA, 2436 nt
Organism: Hansenula ciferrii
Lineage: Eukaryota; Fungi; Ascomycota; Saccharomycetes; Phaffomycetales; Wickerhamomycetaceae
Gene: SMY2
Product: Smy2p
Exons: 1
Coding region: 1-2436 (811 amino acids)
Molecular function (GO): protein binding
Source: RefSeq, a predicted model, not a curated record
AUGCGUCCAACUCCUUCAAGGGGCGGAAGUCAAGAAGCUAGUGCACCAUCAACAUCUAAAACCACAAAAACAUGGGAUCAAGAUCAACAAUAUAUUCCAAAUACAUUCAGUGAUUCUUCAUUUCAGCAACCACAAUCAAAUUUCGCCACUAACCCUGAACCAGCUACUUCAAACAGUCGAGUAUACACUAUUGAUGAAUUGUUAGCUGUUUGGUCACAAAUUCAAGAGAAAAUCAGCAAUGGCGAAUCUGUUGAAUCAUAUCGUUCACUGCAACCAAUUAAGGAACUUAUUGAACAAAUUGAUGGUGAUAGAACUUUCCAGGGUACUUUAUCCAAGAAAGAUGAUCCACAAGUGGUUGAGAUCAAUGAAAAGCUUAAUGAUUUUUCCAGGUGGGCUAAGAAUGAAUCGACAACUAGUUCUACUAAUCAGGUUCCUACAUCUUCAAUCCCUGGUAUAAAUACUAGCAGAUUAAACGAUAAUGUAUUAACAGGGAGUCCAUUCUUGAACAAUUCAUUACUGAGUGCUGGUACUGAUCAAUCUUUGAAUUCUCCUUAUGGUAACGGUGGAGCUUCAGUAUUUGGUCAACCAACGUUUAACAACUUGGUGCAACCAGCUCAGAUCAAUUGGUAUUAUUUGGAUCCAACUAAUAAUCAACAAGGUCCAUUUGAUGGUAUUUCAAUGCAUUCAUGGUUCAUUGCUGGGUAUUUAAGUCUGAACUUGAACAUUAGAAGAGAAGAAGAAUUUAGUUAUUACCCACUGCAACAAUUGAUGUCAUCUACUAAUAAUCAAUUUUCUCCAUUCUUGACACCAUUACCAAACUUAGCACCACAAUCUGCAUCAUUCUCUAAUUCAUUAAAUUUUGACCAACAAUUGCCUGAUUUAUUCAAUCAAAGCUUAUCCUUACAACAACCUCAGGCUCAAACAGGGUACGGAAAUUUACAAAAUGGUAUUCAACCAAACUGGACAAAACAGCUACAAGCACAACAGCUACAAGCAUCUACUUCUGGUCGUAACUCACCUUGGGUUACUCAGCCAGAUCUGUCUCAAGAUGCUGUUUCUGCUCAAAAUUUCAGAAUCGGUGGACAAUCACCAUUUGUCAAUCAAUCAUUCACAAAUCAAAAUGCAUCAACUUCUUUAUCUACUGCUCCAGUCGCUGAUACCACUGAUGCUACAACUUCUUCUGUCCCUUCCCAAGAUGAAGAUAUUUUGAACCAAAUCAACAAUAAAGUUUUAGACAGCGUUUUGAAAGACGAAUCACCAGCUUCAAAAGAACAAACUGCUCCAAAAUCUGAAGUUAAACCUCAACAAUCCACUUCAAGAAAAGAACAAUCAAAGGCUAAAGAUUCUAUUCCUUCUAAGACAAUUUCAUCUGCUCCACAAGUCGCUUCAUCAACCACAUCAGCAGCAGCUGUUGCUACUCCCGUUCAAAAGCAAGCAGCUAAGACUUCUAACGGUCAGCAACCAACCGCAGAAGAAUCUUCAAAAGCUGUAAAAGCAGAACAAACGAAGUCCUCUGCACCAAAAUUAGCACCAUGGGCUAAUAAAUCUGUUUCAAAUGCACCACAAUUAACUUUGGAACAAAUUCAAAGAUUAGAAGCUGAAGAAUCUGCUAAACAAACAAAAGCUAAAGUUAAACAAGAUAAAUUAUUAGCUGCUCAAUUGUUAGCAAACACUGAGAAAUCAAUUAAAGAUUCAGAAGCUCCAAAGACAAUCUUACCAACUACCUCAAGUUGGGGUACUCCAACAAAAGCAUCAGCUCCUCCAGCUAAAACUUUAUUAGACAUUCAACGUGAAGAAGAAGCUGCUGCUUCUGCUGCCGCUGCCGCUGCUGCCGCUGCUGUUAGUGCUUCAAAUGGUUCCUCAUCUGCAUCAACAACACCAUUGAAAAAACCAGCCGCUGCUAAUAAGAACUCAUUUGCAUCAAUCGCAACUUCUUCAGUUCCAUCAACUAAUGCUUGGACUACUGUUAGUUCAAAUAGAAAACCAGUUGUGAAGACCCAAGCACCAAAGAUCACAUCAACUGUUAAGCCAGUUACACCAGAGAUUUUACGUAGUGUAUCUGCUAAUACUGCUGCUCAACUUCAACCAACAAGUCAAGUUUAUAAAACUGUUUCACCAAGACAAGAAUUUUUGAACUGGGUUCGUACUUCAAUGAAAUUAAACAAAGGUGUUAAUAAAGAUGAAGUCUUACAAGUUUUAUUGAUGUUACCAGUUGGUUCAGAAUCAUCAGAAAUCGUUGCUGAUACUAUUUAUUCAAACAGUUCUACUAUGGAUGGUAGAAGAUUUGCUCAAGACUUCAUGAAACGUCGUAAAGCUGUUGAAGAUCAAUCUCAAGAUGGUUUAUCAUGGGAUGAAGCCUUGCGUAUCAGUGCUGAAAAUGAUGAUGAUGGAUGGGAUUUCCAAGUUGUUGGUAAAAAGAAGAAGGGUAAAAACUAA